Colletotrichum higginsianum IMI 349063 is the source of this 456-nucleotide messenger RNA. RefSeq lists its product as uncharacterized. The record is from RefSeq and is a predicted model, not a curated record. The transcript has 2 exons. NCBI's taxonomy places the organism in Eukaryota, Fungi, Ascomycota, Sordariomycetes, Glomerellales, Glomerellaceae. Bases 1 to 456 code for a protein of 151 amino acids.
AUGCUGACCACACCACUGGCUUUAAUCAACGCCACGCCCCUCAACAGACUGAUGCUUUCACCAGCGCAGGACAGUCGCAGCAGCAUGGGUCUCGCCCGCAGGUACAAGGAACUUGGCAUCGGCGUGGCGACGCUUGGUCACACCCAAUCACAGCCCUGGUUGGAUGGAUCGGGAUAUGAAAAGCAAUUCACACAGGAAGGACGGCCAGGACAUGGGGAGCUGGUUCCAAACGCCGAGAACCAUCUGGAUGGAAAGCGGAACGUCAGGUCGACAUCCAUUGCAUCGCUACUUUCUCAAGGCAAUAACACUGAUGUUGCCCAGUUAGGAAAGACGAAGACCGCAUGUAAUGCAGGGGAUCAGGACGCAUUCACUAUAGGGGAGAUGAAGCAAUGCUUGGAGUACAUAAAGAAAGAGAAGCAGAAGAAGCAGAGCAAGAAAAAGAGGCAGCAGGCCUGA